AGUUAUAUAAAGUACUUGUCCAGUGGCUUUUCCCCUUUAAACUCGUUUUCACUUUCUCUCCUCUUUUGCCGGCCGUUAAUCUUCUGUCUGAAAACCCCUAAAAUUCUCAUAAUCCGCGUUCUAGUUUUUUGCUACCAAACACGGCAUUGAUGUUUCUUCUGGGACGAGCAGCCUCCAAGAUUUGUAGCAGCAGUCCAAAGUUUAUGACCAAUUUCUUCAAAUUCUUCACUUCGGAUUUCCCGGGAAAAGAAUUGUGAAAAAAAGAUACCAUUUUUAUCACUAAAAAUUCCAACAUUUUUCUUCUUUUGAGAUGGAGGGAGACGAAGACAACACGCGUCGAUUUCUAGGGGCGGACGGAACUUCAAAAGAUCCGAUGCACAAGUCGGCGAAGCGGACUGAGAGAGAAAGAGAGGAGAAGGAGGAAUUGGAGCUGAGCUUGGGGCUUUCCACCAACGGCAGAUUCGGUGUCGACCUCGCGAGCAAGAAGAUGAGACGCUCCUCUUCCGUCUCCAACAUAGUGUUGUUGAAUAUUGAUUGUGCAGGAGAUGACCAGGCGCGUGGGGCGGACGCGCCGCUGGCGAGGACGUGCUCCUUGCCGCCGGCGUUCGACUCCGGGGGGAGGACGAGGACGAGGAUGGAGAAGUUGAAGAGCGUCGAUGGUGGGGACGGAGUGCAUGCAGAUGCUGGUUUGAACGCCGACAUGGCUCGUGAUGGAAUUCGAAACCUCCGUUUAAAAGAAUGGCCAAAACCUCCGAUUGAAUCGAGGGGCGAUCACAGCCAUAUUGUUAAGGGAGCAACUCAAACUACUAUGACGGGGAGUAGUUGCUCUGGGGGAGGACCAACUGUUUUGGUUGCUAACACCGACGAAGCACAGCAGCAGAAUGCUCUGGUCGACAUGCCCUACGUCUCCACAAAAGGUUUCGGGCCUAACCAUAACAAGAUCGAGGGUUUCCUAUACAGAUACAAGAGGGGAGAGGAAGUCAAGAUUGUGUGUGUUUGCCAUGGUAUGUUUCUCUCACCGGCAGAAUUUGUGAAGCACGGCGGUGGGGGUGACGUCGCUUACCCUUUGAAACACAUAGUUGUUAACCCCUUCCCUCUCUAUUAAUUACUAUAGUUUGAUAAGUCUCUACUCACCAACCUUAAUAGAAUGGUUUGCAAGCAAACCUUACCUGUAAUACUAUGACUACUUUUCUGUGUUUUCAAUGUUACUUGAUGUAAGAUAACUUGCAUGACAUUAUAAAUGUAGUUAAAAGUUCAUCUA
This is a messenger RNA of Salvia miltiorrhiza (redroot sage), 1261 nucleotides long. RefSeq names its product ninja-family protein AFP3-like. Lineage: Eukaryota; Viridiplantae; Streptophyta; Magnoliopsida; Lamiales; Lamiaceae. The transcript has 2 exons. Gene Ontology annotation, cellular component: nucleus. The coding region runs from base 311 to 1105 and encodes 264 amino acids. Gene Ontology annotation, biological process: signal transduction; negative regulation of DNA-templated transcription. The record is from RefSeq and is a predicted model, not a curated record.